This is a messenger RNA of Bolinopsis microptera, 965 nucleotides long. RefSeq lists its product as uncharacterized. Bases 2 to 868 code for a protein of 288 amino acids. Lineage: Eukaryota; Metazoa; Ctenophora; Tentaculata; Lobata; Bolinopsidae. The transcript has 6 exons. The record is from RefSeq and is a predicted model, not a curated record.
AAUGGCUAAAAUCGAAAGCAGAAAUGUCAGUCAAUUCCACCAGUUUAAAGGGAAAUACGACAAAACACGCAACAUGUGUUUACCACAGAACUGUCCGUCAAACUCCGAAACAUUUUACACUCCAUAUCAACACAGUCAGCGAAGAAUUGGUUUACAAUGUCACUUAACUCCACUGAAGAUGAGCUCUGAGACUCGGAUGAAGCAGCUUCUCCACUGUAUACUUUCACGCCCAACUAUUAAAGGUGUACUUGAUGCUGAUCGUUACAAACAUUACUCUGACCAGUACAUUUUGGUCCAUGCACUGGUUUACAUGAAGCAAACAAAUACACAGUCUCUUGAAGACUUGGAUGUCCUAGCAUUUCUGGGUCUAGCUGUAGACAUGUUGGAGGACUUCAGUAGUGAGAUCUUUCACAUGAUGGUGGAGCGAUAUGUUAUCCAGUUGUUGCUGUGCAAUGAAAAUCCAGAAAUCUUCCAAUGUCAUGAAUUGUCAAGAAUUGUACUACAGAUAAUGAUAGGUGUGAACAAAAAGAAAACAGAAAUACUUAAGCAGCUAGAUUACAAUGCUCAUGUUGACGUCAACUCCGAAGAAUACCAGAAAUAUGACUCCAUGGUAGAUGACAUGUUCCGUCAGACACAAAACUCUAGGGCUAGACGGCCUCUUCAGCUCUACAAAGUGGAGGGAAUAGUGCGCUACAGUGAACUGGUUCAGAGGGAUUGGUUUACAGGCCACCGACAAGCAAGACAAAUCAUCAACAGUUGUCUAGCAAAGAGGAAAUGCCGACAACAGAUCCAAGACCCUUACUACUUCACUGGAGAGCAGGACAACUCCUUUCAAGUGUCUUCUAACGCUUCAGCUUCCAUCUAUUGAACCAUCUUAUUUAAUCUAGCUGUACAAUUUUAUGAUUCGUAUCCGAUUAAGUUAUUAGCUUAUUCAUUAUUAAUUGGUAUAAUGCGGUGACCAAAAG